Messenger RNA from Mizuhopecten yessoensis (Yesso scallop), 1759 nucleotides. RefSeq lists its product as uncharacterized. The transcript has 2 exons. Lineage: Eukaryota; Metazoa; Mollusca; Bivalvia; Pectinida; Pectinidae. The record is from RefSeq and is a predicted model, not a curated record. The coding region runs from base 57 to 1400 and encodes 447 amino acids. Gene Ontology annotation, molecular function: oxidoreductase activity.
AUACCCUGCGGUUGGCCCCCUUGUUUUCUUAUCGUGGACGUUGUUUACUUACCUCAAUGACACACCUAGCCGUGUGUGUACGUCGAAUGCCAUGUUUACUACGAAUGUGUCGAUGUCGUGCCAUUAGUUUGCAAGCGGCUGGAGGUGUGUGUGGUUUGAGCUGGAGAAACAACCGUCAAUUUAACAUGUCAACGGUCACCACUUCCGGUUCCUGGUUGAAUGAGAUUCUGGAGGACCAAUCAACGCAGAAAUACUACAUUGAGAAUAAGACGUUCCGGAGCAAUCACAUAGCACAUGGCAUCAUCGCUAUAGACAGGCUUGGCGGAGGCCAAGACAGGGUUAAGAGAUUUAUUGACGACUAUGGGAAUCAAGGCAACCUUGAACCACCAAAUCACCCACUUCACAGUGACGAAAGUACUGACGCAGAACCCGCAACUGACGACGAACUUCACAAACUUCUUGGACAACGAAAAUUGUACUACAAGAUACGGAAUCGAUUUAAUAUGAAACAACAGGAAUAUGGAUCAAUGGAGGAAAUGCUGAGAGAAGAGUUCCCAAGGUUGAGUAGAGGGUUAGUGUGCUCGGCUAUCCACGGGUUAAUACACACUGGGUAUGGCUACAGUGCAAAAAGUCUGACCACUGUUACUGAAGGACUGGCAUAUCUACACCACUCCUAUAAGCCGCUCAUGUUUGACGAGAUGAAUCCAGAUAAUGACAUCAGCAAUUUUGGGAAAGGAGAAACCGAUAUUUUAGCAGUACUUGCCGAACUGAAGGACGAUGAACAGUUGAGAAAGUCAAUGAGAGAUGGAGUAAAGAAGCUUUCACAAAGCGAUUGGGAUUCUGGUCAAUUUCAGUACGCUGUAGCUGCUCUUAUGGGAAUGGGCGACGUUCUUAUGAAGUAUGCAUAUAAAAUCAAAGUUCCGGUUAUAAGUAAUUGCGAGGACGAAGCUAGCCUCGCCGUGGCCGUCUCUGAUUGGUUGGUUGACCAAGCUAUUGCUGUUUAUGCAUUGUCGGAACAGCCUAACAACUUCUUUCUUGUUCAUGGUGUCACAUCGGCGUGGUCGCUGCGUCAGAUUAUCACUGUGCUUAAACCUCCAGAUGCCAUUGAUACGCUGAGAACGUUCACGUGUGUUUUGUUGGCGGCUUACCUCUCUCAGGAAUGUCCUGCCCUAACGAACAAACCGAAAAUCACACGAAGUGCCGUCACUACCUCAGAUUGGCAGGACAUUGUCAACAAAACUCUGUCACGCGAUUGCGACGAACAUAUCUUUAAACUUGUACAAGUCUGCCGUGAUAUGUGGCACCAAGAGAACGGUUCGGACAAAGCUGACCUCUAUUUACACGCCGCUCAACAGUGUGUCGACAACGACCUCAGUUUUGUUGAUAUCAACGUGUCUUAGGAAUAACAUAGUUUUCUUCACAGGGCAUUAGCAUUUCACCUAUAUUAAACACUACAACGUCACAGUUUCCUGUGUCGUCGCACAAGAUGUAGUUGUUAUGAUGACGUCAUGAUGUUUACCAGAUGGGAAGAUUUGGUCGUGUGUAAACAGGAUUUUAAACAUAUUAUGAAAAGUUUUGUGAAAAACAAGUCCCAAAACUCGUGAUGGUUGCACCGUUGCAUUUAUUUUUAUCUGUUCAAGUGUUAAAAGACACUUUUUGAAACGACCCUGUAUGCUGAUAAUUGGAUAUAUAUUAUAUUUGAUAUAGAUUAUAUUCUUUUUGAGAUAAAACGAUAUUUAAUAAAUCAUAUAUUAAAAGC